Messenger RNA from Daldinia loculata, 1400 nucleotides. RefSeq names its product mRNA turnover protein 4. The record is from RefSeq and is a predicted model, not a curated record. NCBI's taxonomy places the organism in Eukaryota, Fungi, Ascomycota, Sordariomycetes, Xylariales, Hypoxylaceae. Bases 84 to 851 code for a protein of 255 amino acids. Gene Ontology annotation, biological process: nuclear-transcribed mRNA catabolic process; ribosomal large subunit biogenesis; rRNA processing. Gene Ontology annotation, molecular function: RNA binding. The transcript has 2 exons. Gene Ontology annotation, cellular component: nucleolus; preribosome, large subunit precursor.
UACAGUAACAACCAAAGAAGAAUAUUCAAACAGCGAACCCAAUUCAAACCAUUGAACCUACCACAAUAUAAUAAACCGCCACAAUGCCCAAGUCAAAGCGUUCCAAAGUCGUACACCUCACGCAGGUCAACAAGAAGACCCGCGAGAACAAGGAGCGCCUCUUCGAAAACAUCCGCGAAUGCAUCCCCCAGUACCAGCACUGCUUCAUCUUCGCCGUCGACAACAUGCGCAAUACAUACCUAAAAGACGUAAGACAGGAGUUGUCCGAUAGCCGCCUCUUCUUCGGCAAAACAAAACUCAUGGCCCGCGCCCUCGGCCACAGCCCCGAGGACAGCUACGCCGAUAACAUCUACAAGCUAACCCCGUACCUACGCGGCACUGUCGGCCUAAUCUUCAGCAACCGUCCACCCGCGCAACUAUUACCAUACCUAGAGUCUCUAGCGGGUGAAAAAGUCGACUUCGCGCGCGCCGGCGCAGUCGCACCUAGAGACUUCGUCAUCCCGCCGGGAACCUUGUACGCGACGGGCGGCGAGGUCCCGGCCGAGCACGACGUCCCGCUAGGACACACCCUGGAGCCCGAGCUGCGACGUCUAGGCAUGCCCGUGCGCAUGGUCAAGGGGCGCGUUGUGCUCGAGGAGGCGCUUGAGGGAGCGCGUAAGGAAGAGGGGUACGUGGUGUGUCGGGAAGGCGACGUGUUAGACUCGCGGCAGACGAGGCUGCUGAAGUUGUUCGGCGUGUGCAUGAGCGAGUUUAAGAUCAAAGUCGUCGCCUACUGGAGCGCCGCCACGUCCGAAGUCACGCCCGUGGAUCCAGAGGCUAUGGAUGGCGUUGAGGACGAGGGAAGCGACUAAGGGGAAACACAUGUCUGUUGCUGAUACUAUACUUACUCACUGUUCCUGUAGUUUUCCCUCUCCCCCGUAUAUAUUCUCGUAUGUGCAUUUACGGCGAUACCAUGGUUGCUGGCGUUCUUGGCAGAGGCAAAAAGAAAGGGGCCGGAAAGGGUUUUCAUGAUUGAUUCAGGUUUUCACUAUUUCGCUAUGCGCGCAUUAGCAUUGGCAUGUUAGGCUUAUCUAGGUCGAAAGGCAUUAUAUGAGUCGUCAUCAUCCAAGACGACAGCCGUAUAAAAACUUUUUUGUGACUAUCUUACAAUUCAAUUCGAUGCUAUGUCUCAUGAGAAACGUGUCAAGCAAGAAUAAAAACUAUUGCUAAUACAGCUAAUACACGGGAUUACACGACUUGACUCAUUAUAUUUUUUUCACUUCCAUCCAACGCCUCCCUUUUCCACUUGACAAUACAUCAUCCCCGGUCAGUAGGCAUACCCGUCGUUUCUUACCUCCGACCUUACCUGAGGAAAUAAAAUCUACUCGCUAUUUAUUGCUUGCGACUUAACUAGACCUUGC